AUGGACAACGGAUCAAAUGCACCCAACACUCACUGCGACGAUAUUAUUGUAUUGAAAGCAUACAUGCAUUGCGACGGAUGCUGUAGAAAAGUCUUCAAGUGCUUGAAAUGUCUUGAAGGUGUGGAGGAUGUGGUGAUCGAUAUUGCAAAUCACCUGGUGGUAGUGAAGGGCAAGAAAGCCGAUCCAUUAAAGGUUUUAAAAAGACUUCAGAAGAAGUAUAGCAGAAACGCUGAGCUGAUUUCUCCAAAAUUUCAUAAUACUGAAGUUAGAAAAGAACCGGAAAAGAAAAAAGAGGUUGAAGUGAAGAUUGUGGUGCUCAAAAUGUUCAUGCAUUGCGAAGGUUGUGUCAAUGAUGUCAAGAAGAAUAUAGAGAGAAUGACAGGGAUUCUAAGUGUGGAACCCAAUAUGGAAGCCUCGCAAGUGACUGUGAGGGGAGCAUUCGAAGUAGCGAAACUUGUUGAAGAUAUCAAGAAGCGACUAGGGAAGCAUGUAGAGAUUGUUGAACAUGAAGAGGAAGCUGCUGCGGAGGGUGGCAACCAAGAGGGCAUAGAUCAAUUAGGGGAAUAUUAUAUUUUCCAAUAUCCUCCCCAAUAUUGCUUAAUGCAUUGUGCUCAUCAUGAUCUGACUCAAAUGUUUAAUGAUGAAAAUGUUUUUUCAUGCUCGAUAAUAUUUGCUGGUAAAGGUCCACGGGCUCCACACGCUCCUAGUCCUAGAGAAGCUAAACGCUCCACCGGAUCUUGA
This is a messenger RNA of Juglans microcarpa x Juglans regia, 741 nucleotides long. RefSeq names its product heavy metal-associated isoprenylated plant protein 8-like. Bases 1 to 741 code for a protein of 246 amino acids. Gene Ontology annotation, molecular function: metal ion binding. The transcript is spliced from 6 exons. NCBI's taxonomy places the organism in Eukaryota, Viridiplantae, Streptophyta, Magnoliopsida, Fagales, Juglandaceae. The record is from RefSeq and is a predicted model, not a curated record.